AUGUCGGAUCCGCAGCAGUAUACCGUAGGCUGGAUCUGCGCGAUAACGACAGAAUAUACCGCAGCACGCCAAUUCCUCGACGAAGCACACGGGAGCCCGGAUCACGUUUCGGCCAACGACAGUAACGACUACACACUUGGCAAGAUGGCCGGUCACAAUGUUGUUAUCGCUGUGCUACCAGAUAGCGAGUAUGGGGUGAGCAGCGCUACAGCCGUUGCCAAAGACAUGCUCCACAGCUUUCCCAAUGUCCGAGUCGGCCUGAUGGUAGGCAUUGGGGGCGGUGCGCCAACAGCGAAGAAUGACAUUCGACUCGGAGACGUUGUUGUCAGCAGCCGGAAAGGCAGUGCUCCUUGUGUGUACCAGUACAACUACGGCAAGGCCAUCCAAGGACGAAGCUUCGAGCCGACCGGAUUCCUUAAUCAGCCCCCGGUAGUCGUGCGCACUGCAGUCAAUGGUCUAAGAAGCAAAUACGAGGACGACGGCCACCAGCUUGAAGCAAAUAUAACGGAGAUACUGGGCAGGAAAUCUAGGCUACGUCAGAAGUACAGUCGGCCAAGCCCGGAGAGCGAUCGACUUUAUACGUCUGAUGUCAUUCAUCCGGAAGACGACAAACGAAGUUGCAAGGAAGUGUGUGGAGGUCAGACUGCCGAUUUGGUCCAGCGUCGGAAAAGGAGAGAGGAUGAGGAUAAUCCCACCAUUCACUAUGGUGUCAUUGCAUCUGCCGACCAGCUGAUGAAAGACGCCAUAACAAGGGACGCCAUAGCGAAGGAGAAGGACGUAUUAUGUUUCGAAAUGGAAGCAGCUGGGUUGAUGAACCACUUUCCGUGUCUGGUAGUUCGAGGCAUUUGCGACUACUCAGACUCGCACAAGAACAAAGAGUGGCAAGGCUAUGCAGCAAUGACAGCGGCAGCCUACGCAAAGGACAUCCUUACGAGGAUGAUCCCGGGUAGGGUCGAGCAGGAAGAGAGGCUCGAAAAGGUACUAGCUAAAAGUGUGACGGAGCUGAUUGAAGAAACGAAGUCCUCGACAGACGUACUCAAAGAGCACGCGCACUCGACGAACCAACACUUAGCGAACGAAGCAUUGAGAUAUCAAAACGAAGCACAUCGGAAGUGUCACCAAGUCUUCAAGACUAGCACGUACGAGCAUUUCAAGAAUAUCAAUCCCGAUCGUGUCAAGGAGACCUGCCAGUGGGUGUUGAAUCAUCCGCAGUAUCAGCGCUGGAACGAAAGUGCCACCGAUGACCUGCUGUGGAUCUCGGCAGAUCCUGGCUGCGGUAAGUCAGUCCUCUCGAAAUCGCUGGUGGAUGAAAGAUUGAUGAGCGAUACGGCUGGCAGCACUAUCUGCUACUUCUUUUUUAAGGACAACGACGAACAGAACAGUCUCGCAAUUUGCCUUUGUGCGUUGUUGCACCAACUUUUUAAGCAUCAGCCACACCUUCUACAGCAUGCCACUGCGGCCUGGCACAGUGAUGGAAGCAAGCUGCAGCAAGAGACUGAUAAGUUAUGGCGCAUCUUACUUGCAGCGACGUCAGACGGGGCUGCGCACAACACCAUAUGUGUACUCGAUGCUCUCGACGAAUGCAAAGAUGGGGACCGGAGCAAUCUGAUCGAUAAGCUUGCUCAAUUUCACGAGACCGCCGCCGCUUCUCAGCAUCCCCAUCAAUCAUCGCUCAAGUUCAUCGUUACGAGUCGCCCCUAUGACGACAUCCAGAGAGGGUUCCAGCACAUGCCCCCAUCUCUACCUGCCAUACGGCUGCGAGGUGAGGAGGAGAACGACCAAAUUCGUGCAGAGAUCAACCGUGUCAUCGACCAAAGGGUGCUACAACUAGCAAAUGAGCUGGGUCUUCGCAAGAGCACAUCUUCACGUCUAGAACAGACUCUGUUGGCAAUGGAGCACCGUACGUACCUGUGGCUCCAUUUGGCAAUCGACGAUAUCCGUACGACUCUACAAAACAGCCUCAGGCCAGACGAGGAGCCCAUCGACUCAGUUCCGUCUUCAGUAGAGGGCGCCUACGAAAAGAUUCUAAACAGAAUCCCAGAAGCACGCCGUCAGAAAGUGAAGCUUAUCUUGCGGAUCAUUGUAGGAGCUCGACGUCCACUUGCAGUAGGCGAGAUGGCUCUCGCUCUCGGCCUUGCAACAUCCGAGCAACAUGAAACAUCUGCGGAUGUUCAGAUUAAUGCAGUCCAUCUCGAGAAUCAGUUAAGACACUGGUGCGGUCUCUUCGUGUUUUUCAAUCACUCGAGAGUAUACCUGAUUCACCAGACAGCGCGGGAGUUUCUCGUCGCUCAGGAGUGUACGCCGAUGCUAGGAAGCUUACAGAAUAGCUUGUGGAUGCACAGUCUCGAGCAUAUGGAGAUAGAAAAGACGAUGGCAGAGAUCUGUAUCAGAUGCCUCAACCUAGAAGAUCUGAGUCAAUCUCUAGAUGAUUAUGUUCCGAACGAAAGCGACCAGGAAGAAUUUGCAGAAUAUUGUUCCGAGUGGUGGACGACUCAUCACAGAUUUUCCGAGAGCAUUACCGAGAAAGACACGUUUCGAGAUGCACUGGAGCUCUAUGACACAGGAGGAAAAAGUUACCACACCUGGACCCGUUCGAAGACCAAUAAAUUUCGUGGGUUUAGAUUUAUGACGAGGAUGGGACUUGCUGCGUACAACGGCCAUGAUCGAAUUCUAGAACACAUUCUCAGUGUAGAAAGCGCCGACGUAGAAGAAGCAGAUUCCUGUGGCCGGACGGCUUUGUUCGCAGCAUCAAGGGGAGGUCACAGCAAUACUUUGCAGAUGCUGCUCGACGCAGGUGCAGAUUGGGAUGCCCAGAGUGACUACGGCACUCCGCUGCAGGCAGCU
Molecule: messenger RNA, 2844 nt
Organism: Aureobasidium melanogenum CBS 110374
Lineage: Eukaryota; Fungi; Ascomycota; Dothideomycetes; Dothideales; Saccotheciaceae
Product: purine and uridine phosphorylase
Exons: 3
Biological process (GO): nucleoside metabolic process
Molecular function (GO): catalytic activity; protein binding
Source: RefSeq, a predicted model, not a curated record